AUGGAUCAGCCUGAAAAUAGUAACAGUGAUGUUGACCCAGAUGCACAUGACAAGGAUAAUAACAGAGAAAGCCAAAACAUGAGUAUUGAUAGUGAUAAAAUAAGUGCAGACACCAGCGUUUUAUCAGGGAGAUGUGCACCUUUGAUGCCACAUCAGCAACAGAAUCAAGCCUGGCCUCCACCAAGAGGUGCACCACCACCUGGACAUGGUUACAUGAAUCCCAUGUCGCGUCCAGAGGGAUUUUCACCAGCCCAAGGAUCACCAGGCUAUAUGAGUCCCAUGCCGCGUCCACAGGGAGGACCACCAGGCUAUAUGAGUCCCGUACCACGUCCACAGUACCAGACUCCACGGUCUGCUCCAAGUCCUGUUUGGUCCCCACCAAGACAUGGAUCAGCUCCUAGACACAUGGCAAAUCCUUACCCAUAUGAGCAAGAUGACCACUCUGAGCAUACAGCAUUUCCUCAGAAUCCACUGGCACAAGUUGCUCCAGAUUCACAAUCAUCGCAUCAGCCAUCAAAUGAUCCGCCUGCUUCUCAACAUGAGCAAGCCUAUCUGCAAGUCCAGGUCAUCAACACCAAGUCGCUUUGUCCUGGCAACCCUCAUCAACUCGCCGUCACUCAUAUCAUCUAUAAGGCCAUCAAUAUCAUCAAUCUCAACGUAACGAAAAGAGUCAAAAAGUCGCACAAAAUUCACAAAGAAAAAUUGAAAGUGGAACUUUAUGAUGAGUCAACAGUUGACGAAAAGAAGACCGAACCGAUCAACUCCAUUGUCGUUAGAGGGAAGGAGAGAGCUCUUAAAGAUGAAGACGUAGAAACUGUUGAAUUGUACUUUGAGAAUAAGAGGAAGUCAGGUGGAGGAAGCAUUGAAAAACUUCAACAUGACAAGAAUAAAAAAGCUAUUUACAUAACCUUUAAAGAAGAAGGAGUUGCUCAAAGUGUAUUGAGAAAAGUUCACAAAAUUGGCAAGACAACUCUAAAAGUGGAACUUUAUGACGAGUCAACAGUUGACGAAAAGAAGACCGAACCGAUCAACUCCAUUGUUGUUAGAGGGAAGGAGAGAGCUCUUAAAGAUGAAGACGUAGAAACUGUUGAAUUGUACUUUGAGAAUAAGAGGAAGUCAGGUGGAGGAAGCAUUGAAAAACUUCAACAUGACAAGAACAAAAAAGCUAUUUACAUAACCUUUGGAGAAGAAGGAGUUGCUCAAAGGGUAUUGAGAAAAGUUCACAAAAUUGGCAAGACAACUCUAAAAGUGGAACUUUAUGACGAGUCAACAGUUGACGAAAAGAAGACCGAACCGAUCAACUCCAUUGUCGUUAGAGGGAAGGAGAGAGCUCUUAAAGAUGAAGACAUAGAAACUGUUGAAUUGUACUUUGAGAAUAAGAGGAAGUCAGGUGGAGGAAGUAUUGAAAAACUUCAACAUGACAGGAAGAAAAAAGCUAUUUACAUAACCUUUGAAGAAGAAGGAGUUGCUCAGAGAGUGAUGUCAAAAGCACCUCACAAAAUUGGAGAAAGAUCAUUACAAGUGGAGCUGUUUGAUGCAUCAUCAGCAGUUGAAGAAACUGAGACGAAAGCAAUCAACUCCAUUGUGGUGAAAGGCUUUAAAGAAACAGAAGACACUGAAACUGUGGAAAUGUACUUUGAGAAUACGAAGAAAUCAGGUGGAGGAAGUGUUGAAAGAAUCCAGUAUGACAAGAACAAAGGAGUUAUUCACAUAAUGUUUGAAGAAGAAGGAGUGGCUGAAAGAGUUGUUGGAAGACAGCACAAGUUACAGGGCAGAGUUCUCACAGUGAUGCUGGAUACUGCUGAGGAGGAGGAAGAUACAUCAGAAGAGCCGGAUGAUCCACUGACUACAGUUGUUGUUAAAGGAUGUGACUCUAAUAUUUCAAAUGAUUCAAUAAUCCUGUACUUUGAGAAUAAGAGGAGAGGUGGUGGGGUUAACAUUGAAAAGAUACAACGUGAGGAAAAUGGACUGGUCUACAUCACAUUUGAAACAGAAGACGAUGUAAAAAAGGUUAUGGAAAAAAGUCACAGGAUUGAAGGAAAUCGCCUGACUAUGCAAGUUUAUCAUCCACCCAAGAUGUACCAGGACAAGUUUCUUUUGACAAAUAUUCCUGAUUCCACCUCUCCAGAGAUGAUCUGCAACUUCAUAGAGGCUAAAGUGCACUGUCAGGUAGCUGAAAAUGAUGGCAUUCUAUAUGGUGAAGAUCCUGGUGUGGUUCUAGUGUCAGUGGAAGACAAAAUAGAUUUUAAAGAAGUAUCAAUGAAUUUGACAAAAAGGAAAUUUGAGGCACAUACACUUGAGGUCAGAAGAGUGCCAGUUUCAAAAAGCAUAAUUGUAAAAAAUGUGCCAGCAGAAAUAUCAGCUGAUGUAAUAAGGAUGUAUUUUGAAAAUAAACGUCGAAGUGGAGGAGGAGACAUUUUAAACGUUGACCUACACACUAAACAGGGAUGUGCCACCAUCACUUUUGAAGAGGAACAAGCAACAUCUGCAACUGGAGAAUUGUCACUUGUUUUAGUACACGAGUUAUCAUGUGUUGCAUCUGCAGGAAAUAAAUCUCGGAAUUCCAAAUCGUUCACAAUGCCUCUCCUGGGCAGUAUUGUUGAGGUUGAAUUUAGGAAGUCCUCUACAUCCUUGUAUUUCAAAGAAGGCUCAUUUGAGAAUCCAACUAAGCAAGUCGCAUUUCUGAAGCGGAAUUUUGUUGCUGAAAUGCCAAGCAAACACACCACCCCUCGAGGUAUUCCUGCCGCAAAGAAACGAGGUAUCGUCAACUUGUUGCAGUCAGGUGUACUUCCAGCAAAGAAGAAAUUUUGGCUAGAUAUCACAGAGGCCGAUGUCCCAGAUCUUACAGACAAUAAUUCCUAG
Molecule: messenger RNA, 2862 nt
Organism: Gigantopelta aegis
Lineage: Eukaryota; Metazoa; Mollusca; Gastropoda; Neomphalida; Peltospiridae
Exons: 11
Coding region: 1-2862 (953 amino acids)
Molecular function (GO): RNA binding
Source: RefSeq, a predicted model, not a curated record